CCUCAAUUGAACCACACCAUCAACACCAUGUUUCCCCCACGCACCAUCCUCCGCAGCACCCAACGCUUCGCUGCAAACCUUCGCUCGCCCGCUGUCCGCAAGCCCUUUCAACGUCGUUUUGCGAGCGCUGAGAACUCCGGUCUUCACGGCGCCGAGGACAAUGCUUUCAACCGCGAAAGAAAGGCCGUCAAGGAUCACGCUGCUGCUACGUCUGGUAUGCAGCUCUGCGAAUGAAAACAGACAUUCAACAAUCAAAGGCUGACGUGCUGGCAGAUCUAUGGCGCAAACUCUCCAUCUAGUAACAUCGCAAAACCCCGUGUUUGGAAAAGCUAGCAUCGGGACUGACUGGCAUACAGUGCAACAAUUCCUUGCUUGAUUAUCGCAAGUGCCAAUGCCUAUGUGCUAUGGAAUGAACAUUGGGCCCACUGGGCUCAUAUGCCACCUUUGGAAGAACGACCAGAAUACCCCUACCAAAACCUAAGAAUCAAGAACUUUUUCUGGGGUGACGGAGACAAGGUGAGUCGCUAACUUUCAAACAUCGAGAUCAAAACCAAAAACUCACUAAUUUGUGAAUAGACUCUCUUGUAAGCACAUUUCCAUGAUGAAAGAUUCGACAUGUGCCGUCUCUACUUGGAAGAUUGGGCAAUGGCAGCAUAUCCAAGGUUAAGCUAAUGUAUCACAGCUGGAACGAUAAGGUCAACUACCAUAAGAAGGACGAGUGAGAUGGAGUAGUGUAUCGAUGGGGGCCGUUAUGAUGCGCAUUGGGAUUGGGGGACGUCGGUAGAUUCGGAUGACUGUACAUUUUUCUUUCGAAUCCUAUCCAUAUCAGAGCUUGAAUGACUUUUGCGUGGUGCAUAUUCUCAUACUUCACAGUUUCAUUAUGAACUCAAAGCGAGCCUUACUUGACUGGAGCUUCAUAUAACACAGUGUUCAGGAAAGAGUGGAACACUCCUAUCUAGCUGGUAUGGAGAGUACAUUGUUUGUACAUUGA
Hymenoscyphus albidus is the source of this 991-nucleotide messenger RNA. The record is from the annotation of a GenBank genome assembly. NCBI's taxonomy places the organism in Eukaryota, Fungi, Ascomycota, Leotiomycetes, Helotiales, Helotiaceae.